This is a messenger RNA of Lasiosphaeria miniovina, 1415 nucleotides long. RefSeq names its product glycoside hydrolase superfamily. The coding region runs from base 285 to 1415 and encodes 376 amino acids. NCBI's taxonomy places the organism in Eukaryota, Fungi, Ascomycota, Sordariomycetes, Sordariales, Lasiosphaeriaceae. The record is from RefSeq and is a predicted model, not a curated record. The transcript is spliced from 4 exons. Gene Ontology annotation, molecular function: mannan endo-1,4-beta-mannosidase activity.
CCAUUUCUCAUAUUUGCAUGUUCACAUUUUCCAACACGGAUAAAACACGCCUCACUAAGCCCCAAAAUCUUACACUUUCAUGUCGCCCAGGCUCGGGCCCCAAUAAUUACAAAGAGUGCAUAUCCCCAUCAAGAGACGUAAUAUAGCCGCGGCCUUUUACCGGACUCCCCAAUGCCCAUUGUCGAUAUAUCUGUCCUGAGGCUCACACCGCGCCCUGUCUCAUCCACUCGCAACCUGUUGUUGGACACCGCCAUGAGUUGGGUCGCCUGCAAUAAUCCCAGACGAUGCUGGUGUCGGCACUGUUGUUCCUCGGCCUCGGCUUGGCACGGGCAGAUGACAGCUUCGUCCGUUCGACCCAAGACCCGCAGAUACCUUCCGUGUACGCCAUUGGAGCGCCCAACGGGUCCUUUGCCAAGGUCAAUGGCAGACUGUUUGAGAUUGACGGCAGGACGGGCUACUUUGCAGGGACUAAUGCCUGGUGGCUCGGCCACUUGACCCGCAACGAGGAUGCAAAGUACAAGAUCGUGCGCGUGUGGGGCUUCGGCGACGUCAACAAACCCACAAACCCGGACGCGGCGGAUCUGUACCGCGUCUGGUACCAGCUGAUCAACGGCACGGGGGCAGCCUUCAUCAACUACGGCAGCGACGGGCUGCAGCGGCUCGACUACGUGGUGCACCGCGCGGAGCAGCUCGGCCUGAAACUAGUCCUGCCGUUCGUCAACGAAUGGCCCGACUGGGGCGGGCGCGAGGUGGCGUACGCGCCCGCGUGCAGCUUCGAGCCGACGUGGUACGAAGACGCGGGGUUUCAGGCCGUGUACCGGGCGUACGUGCGCGUGCUCGUCACACGCUACCGGGCCAGCCCGGCCGUCUUCUCGUGGCAGCUGUGCAACGAGCCGCGGUGCUCGCAGUGCGACGUGUCGGUCAUCGCCGCGUGGGCCGCCGGCGUGUCGGCCUACAUUAAGAGCCUCGACCCACUCCACAUGGUCUCGCUCGGCGACGAGGGCUGGUUCGGUCCCACGGCGGGGUAUUCGGAUCCCAGCGGAUCAAACUAUGCGUACGAGGCCAAUGACGGGGUCGAUUUUGUCACGAAUCUGAAGAUUCCGACGCUCGACUAUGGCGUGUUCCAUCUUAUCCCAGCUGGUGGAGCUAUCCGUAUGAAUGGGGCCAACAAGCCCGUGAUCCUCGAGGAAUACGGAUCGCCCGAGCGCGGCAACCACACGCGCGUGCUGGCUCCCUGGCUCGACACCAUCGUCAAGUCCGGGCUGGCGGCCGAGCAAGUGUGGCAGUUUGGCCCGGCCAACGUGUCGGCGAACUCGGCCGACUUUGGCGACGAGUUCACCGUCUACUACAACUCGUCCGAGUUUGCGCUGCUCGGCGCUAAGCAUGCCCAGGAUAUGCUAGAUAAGGGGGGGUGA